GUGGUGGUGCUGCUCCUCGCUCGCUCACCCCCCAGCUUGCUCCCAGGACCUGCUGCCCAGAGGCGUCCCUUGCUCAGCUUUUAUGGGGUGGGGUCAGCAUGGAGGGUGUGCCGGGAGCUGAGGUGCAGCUGUCUCUGGUGGCUCUUUACACAGAUUCUUUCAGUCCAUCCUAAGGAGCUGCAGGAGAAGCCCCUCUUUCCAGACAGCAGCAUUGCCGGCUCCAGGAGGUCGCUCUGGUUUUGCAAGACAGUUUGUGCUUCUGGGCCCUCGCAUCUGAUCCCCCAUCCGGAUCACCUGGUGUCAAAAGCGGGACACUGGGGUAGGAAGCCGGAGGCUGGAUGCUUUCUGCCAGGGGCAUGAAUGAGCCAGAAAGGCCUGGGGUCUGGGCUCAUCCCCUGCUGGGAUAAGGACACCCCAGGGAGCAGCCAUGGCUGCAGGGCAGGGGGCACAGGGGGCCCUGGACCUGCAGUUUCAGAUCCAGGUGGAGCAGUCGGUGUGUCCCGCUGGGCUGACGGAGCAGCAGGCCUCAGCUGGGCCCGAACCAGAUGCGGGAUUGGAGCGGGCGGGCGGGCUGCCUAUUGUGGUGCAGUCCGGCACCAUUGGGGAGCUGCUGAGAUGGGUGGCACCGCAACAGGCCCGGUAUGCGUCGCAGAAGGAGAUGCUGCAGCACUGGGAGGACGUCUGGCAGGAGGUGCUGCAGGCCCUGCACAUCCUUCCGGAGGUGGGGCCGGCUCCGGCCUGCAUCCUCGGGCACGGAGAGCCAGAACUGCCGCCCCCUCCCAGAGUUGUGCCAGCACCGACUUGUGCACGUGGGUGUGAAAACCCCACCUCCCAGGGGGGCAGAGAGUCACCCAGGGGUCUGGAGCAGGCUGGGAUCGAGCCGAAGGAGGAGACGGCACCGUGCCGAGAGGAGCAGCUGUCAGCCCCGCAGACCCCUGCCGAGGUUAAUCCAACUCCAGCACCUACAUGGGGAACCCUGCAGCUGCCACAGCUGGCGCCAGAGGACGAUAUCGAGGCCUAUCUGGCCACCUUUGAGCAGGUGGCUGAUGCCUGCCAGUGGCCGAGAGGGGAGUGGACAACCCGACUGGAGCCGUACCUCACCGGGAAAGCCCAGCUGGCCUUUGGUAGCCUAGACAUCACAGAGACAAGUGACUAUUGGAAGGUGAAGGCGACCAUCCUGCGUCGCUAUGGCAUCAGCCCAGAGACACAGCGCAGGCGCUUCAGGGAAUUCUGUUACCAGGAGGCCAAGGGGCCCCAGGAGGUUUACAGCCACCUCCGGGAGCUCUGCCAUCGCUGGCUGGAGCCGCAGAGCCGCACCAAGGAGCAGAUCCUGGAGAUGCUGAUCCUGGAGCAGUUCCUGACCAUCCUGCCGGAGGAAAUGCAGAGCUGGAUCUGGGAAAGUGGUCCCGAGACCGGCGCCCAAGCAGUGGCCCUGGCAGAGGGGUUCCAGGUGGGGCAGCCAGAGAUCGAAUGGCCGGGGCUACAGAUGCCAGUGCAGUUCAAGGAUGUGGCUGUGACUCUGGCUGAGGCAGAGUGGUUGCUGUUGGAUGAGGAGCAGAGGCAGCUGUAUGGGACUGUCAUGCAGGAGACUUACCGGAGCAUUAGCUCACUGGGUUGUCCGGUUCGCAAACCCACCCUGAUCUCUCAGUUGGAGCGAGGGGAGGAGCCAUGCAUCUCAGAUCCCCCAGCCCCUGAGAAGCAGGAGACCCAGAGGGACGUCCCAACAGACACCAGGAGGGGGCUGGACGCUGAGGAGCUGGCUGUGCCGCACCACGGGGAGGCGGAGGCACCUGUCAAAGCAGCUCCAACACCCAAGGCCUCACCAAGGUGGCCCAAGAGGAAAGCGCCCCAGAGCCCUGGCCGGAAGAGAAAGAAACCCUCUCUGGAAGGAGAAGAGCCAGAAGCCCCCUCUGAGGGUGGGAAGCAGCAGCUCCCCACCUGUCCCAUGUACAUGCAACAGCCGCUUCCUUCUGUGCGCAUGCAAAAGCCUUUCCGUCCUGUACGCAGGAAACAGCCACCCCCACCCCUGCACCGGGAACAGCCUGUCCCUCCCGUGCGCAGGGAACAGCAGCCCUCCACUCUUGGCAGGGAACAGCCUGUCCCUCCCCUGAGCAGGGAACAGCUGCCCUCCACUCCUGGCAGGGAACAUCCAUCCCCUCCUAGGCACAAGGAACAGCCACUGUCUCCUCUGUGCAUUGAACAGCUGCUUCCUGCCCUGCACAGGACACAGCCACACCCCACUCUCAGGCAGGCACAGCAGCCCCCUCUGUCAUCGCCCGUUAAUUCCUGCCGCAGGAACCUGUUCAUGGGAGGCUCCCCCACUAGUAAGAGCCUGCCCCAGUCUGAGAGGUGCAACCAGUGCCCUGAGUGUGGCCGGGGCUUCAAGCAGAGCUCAGACCUGCAGCGGCACCGGCGUGUCCACACGGGAGAAAAGCCUUUCCACUGCCCAGUGUGUGAGAAGAGCUUCCGGCUGCAGUCCAACCUGAUCGUGCACCACCGCACCCACACCGGGGAGCGGCCCUACCAGUGCGGGGAGUGCGGCCGGGCCUUCUCGCAGAGCUCCAGCCUCCGGACCCACAGCAAGAUCCACCUGGGCCAGAAACCCUAUGUUUGCUCUGUGUGCGGCAAGAGCUUCCAUCACAACUCCAACCUCAUCAUCCACCAGCGCACCCACACCGGCGAGAGGCCCUACGAGUGCAGCGUCUGCACCAAGCGCUUCAGCGAUCGCUCCACUCUGGUGCAGCACCAGCGCGUCCACACUGGUGAGCGCCCCUACGCCUGCUCCGAGUGCGGCAAGUGCUUCAGCCAGGCCUCACACCUGGUCAAACACCGACGCACCCACGUGGGCCCCUGCACCGUGCUGGCCAGGGACACAGCUGUCCCCCAAAACAGGCCUGGCACAGGGGAGAAGAGAGAUGCUCCUAGACACAGACCAGACCGUGGGGUGGAAAGAGCCGCCCCCAGAGACUGGCCAGCCGAGGACAGAGCUCCUCCCAGACAUGGGCUGAGAAUGGGGGAUGAGAGAGCCACUCCCCAAAAUGGCCCUGGCACCAGGGAGGAGAGAGACAGGCAUGGGCUGGGCACAGGGCAGGAAAAACAACAUGGAAAGAUGUGCAGUCUCUGAAAGAUGUUUUGGCAAGGGAGAAGGAGAGAGAGGCCUCAAAAGAGACAUCAGCCACAAGGAAGGACACAGCUACCUCCAGUCACACACCGGGCAUAGGUACGGAGAAAGCAGCGACAAAAAAUCAUGUUGGCCACAGGGAAGGAAAGGUUGACCCCCAAACCUCGGGCCGAUGAGAGGAGACCUGCCCCUCAAAAUGGGCUGGGCACGGGGGAGAACAGAGCCACACCAGACAAUACCCCAAAAAGCUACAACAAAAGAGGCACCAGCUGUGGAUGAGGAGAGAGCUGCCUUGAGGGCACUGAGGGCGGCGAAGAACGAAGCAGCAACAAAAGAUGCUUUAACAGAGGGGGAGAAGAGAGAGGCCUCAAGAGAGAUAAUGGCCACGGGGAAGGGGAGAUCCACCCCCAAACCUGCACUGGCCAUGGGGAAGGGGAGAGCCUCCUUGAAACGUGCUCCAGGUACACAAGAGCCCAGACUUCAGUGGAGCCUUCUCAUGUCACUGCAUGGUAUGGAGAGGGAUGAUUCAUGGGGGGCAGAGACUGUGGGGAGCCCUGUCACUGAGCAGUAGGGUUGGGGAUGGCUCAUAGGAACAUGCAUUAAGCUGGGGGUUCUCAGAUCAGGUGUGAAACCCCAUCAAUGUGCAGGAGGGAAGUAAUGCCAAUGCCAUAGGCUCACACUUAAGCAGCGACGGAGAAGCUGGCCUGUCAUGGGAUGCACUCACAGCUCGGAGAGGACAGGCAGCACGAAGGCACUUCUGGCACCACCGAGAAGCUCCGCUGGACCCGGAGCUGGUGGAGCGAAUGGCUGGCACUUAACAUGCCACCACAGAAAUAUGUUCAGGUUCUUGCCAAAAAUGGUCUGCUAUCAGAUGUUUGGUUUUCCGACAGAAAGUAGCUCUGUAGUGCAGUGAGUGGAUGUCCCCUCCCCGAGUCCCCCAGAGCACAAUUGUAGAGGCCUCCAGGAUGAGUGGGGACAAUGUUACAGAGGUGGCAAAAGGGACUGUCAUGGCAUCACUCACCACACUGGAGCCUCCUGCUGGGCGUUUUGGGAAUUAGCUCAGUCCCAGCGGGUGCACCCUUGGGUGGUGGUGGGUCUCCUGCCCUCGUCUCCAUCUGCAGGCCCCUUAUGACCCGUUAAGCUCUACUUCGUGGCACAGCUCUCCGGCUGUGUCACCAUCCGGUUCCCCCAUUCCGGGGAACUCCUCCAACAAGAGUUCAGCCACUCCUCCCAGUGGCUUGGCAGUCCACAGCUGGGGCGCUCCCUCUGCAGCUAGUGGGGGAGGGGGCCUAGGCCCACCCACUGCUCCGGGCCCCAGCCCAGGGACCCUGCAAACAGCAGCUUCCUGCUGACUUGUCCUUCCAACCCAUUGUCUCUAGUCCCAGGGCCACUUCCCCACAGCCUCAGUUCCUUCUGCUCCUGCAUGGCUCCAGCUCCUUUGCCCUCUUCCCAGGGCCUCGAGCCUAUAAGUCCUGGCAGCCCUUCCGGAGCUCUCCCUAGCUCCCCUGGUCCCUGCUAGCACCUGCCCUUCCCCAGGUGCUGGUCUCUCUGUAGCCCUCUAGGAAACCAGUCUUCUCCCUAGGGCUCCCUGCAGCAGACUCCCUCACUGUGGUCUACAGCUUCCUUUUAUAUGGGCCAGCUGGGCCCUGAUUGGCUGGUCCAGCCACUGCCCUAAUUGUCUGCAGCUGCUGCCCUAAUUGGCUGUUUCCUCUGCAACCAUUCCUUUGGCUGCCUGCCACUCAGCCUCCCUAGGCUGGUUUUAACCCUCACAGGGCCAGUGCAGGGCAGGCGCAGUCACAGGGACAUACAGAGAAUAUACCAUCUUUCUCCUGCUCUUAAGCAGAGGGGACCACUGGGCCCCCCCUAAGAUACUUCAUAGGCAUCCACAUCACCAGCAUCAGCAGAGCUUCCCAGUUACAAGAGCAAGCAAACCAUUUGCUUUCUAAAUAAAUUCAUAACCUAGGCUCCACAAUAACCUUAACUCUGACCCCAACCCAACUCAUGAGACUAUGGCACCAUGUGUCAUGACAUACUAGUGGCUUAUGAGGCUUCAGGGAGUAAGCAGGGCUGUUCUCAUGCUGCUUCUGCAUGUGCCUGAAUUGAGAGGGGACGUGUUAGGGUUUGUUGCUGUCUCUGAGGCUGAAGUGGACGCAGGGUCCAUUCAGAGGCCGGUGAAUCAGGCUAGGGAUAACGAGGUUAGUUCAAUCAGGGAGGAUGAGGACCAGAACUCCACUGGCCAUCACAUACAGUCCUCAGCUAAAACCUCUCCAACGCAUCAUCAGUGAUUUACAACCCAUCCUGGACAACAAUCCCUCACUUUCACAGGCAGUGGGAGGCAGGCCAGUCCUCGCUCACAGACAGCCUGCUAACCUGAAGCAUAUUCUCACCAGCAACUACACCCUGCACCAUAGUAACUCUAACUCAGGAGCCAAUCCAUGCAACAAACCUCGAUGCCAACUCUGCCAACAUAUCUACACCAGCGACACCAUCCCAGGAUCUAACCAGAUCAGCCACACCAUCACCGGUUCAUUCACCUGCACGUCCACCAAUGUAAUCUACGCCAUCAUGUGCCAGCAAUGCCCCUCUGCUAUGUACAUCGGCCAAACUGGACAGUCCCUACAUAAAAGGAUAAAUGGACACAAAUCAGAUAUUAGGAAUGGCAAUAUACAAAAACCUGUAGGAGAACAUUUCAACCUCCCUGGACACACAAUAGCAGAUGUAAAGGUAGCCAUCCUGCGGCAAAAAAACUUCAGGACCAGAUUUCGAAGAGAAACUGCUGAGCUUCAGUUCAUUUGCAAAUUUGACACCAUCAGCUCAGGAUUAAACAAAGACUGUGACUCGUUCGCCAACUCCAAAAACAGUUUCUCCUCCCUUGGUGUUCACACCUCGACUGCUAGAAGAGGGCCUCACCCUCCCUGAUUGAACUAACCUCUUUAUCCCUAGCCUGAUUCUUGCUUGCAUAUUUAUAUCUGCCUCUGGAAAUUUCCACUACAUGCAUCCGACGAAGUGGGUAUUCACCCACGAAAGCUUCUGCUCCAAUACGUCUGUUAGUCUAUAAGGUGCCACAGGACUCUUUGCCUGUAUUUGGUGUUUGUUUUUUGUUGGCUUUUGAAAAAGAAUUGUAAAACACAUGUGUGACAAUUUACUGUAGAUGAUUAUAUCUCCCCAAUAGUGAGAUUAUGGGAUGGAGCCAGCUUCUGGAAACCCUGACUCCGGUGAGUAGAUCCCACUCAGAGGACCUGAUCCAAAACCUUUUUGAAGGUCAAUGGAAAGACUUAACUGGGCUUUGCCGUCAACAGGCCUAAGGGUUUGUCCAAUGAGAUGACUCAGAUAGAAUCAUAGAAAUGUAGGACUGGAAGGGACCUUGAGAAGUCAUCAAGUCCAGCUCCCUGCCCUGAGACAGGACUAAGUAAACCUAGACCAUCCUUGACAGGUGUUUGUCCAACCUGUUCUUAUAAACCUCCAGUGAUGGGAAUUCCACAACCUCCCUUGGAAGCCUAUUCCAAAGCUUAACUCCCCUUAUAGUUAAAAAGUUUUCCCUAAUAUCUAACCUAGAUCUCCUUUGCUGCAGAUUAAGCCCUUUACUUCUUGUCCUGGCCUGAGUGUACAUGUGCAUGAGUUAAGUAAGAUUUACUGGGUUUUUCCAGUAUCAUUUAAUUCUCUCUAUAUAUAUUACAGAGCAUCAGUAAUUGCACCGGUUAGAGUGCAACAUGAUUUCAUAGAAUCACAGAAUAUCAGGGUUGGAAGGGACCUCAGGAAGUCAUCUAGUCCAACCCCCUGCUCAAAGCAGGACCAAUCCCCAACUAAAUCAUCCCAGACAGGGCUUUGUCAAGCCUGACCUUAAAAACCUCAAAGGAAGGAGAUUCCACCACCUCCCUAGGUAACCCAUUCCAGUGCUUCACCACCCUCCUAGUGAAAAAGUUUUUCCUAAUAUUCAAUCUAAACCUCCCCCACUGCAACUUGAGACCAUUACUCCUUGUUCCGUCAUCUGGUACCACUGAGAACAGUCUAGAUCCAUCCUCUUUGGAACCCCCUUUCAGGUAGUUGAAAGCAGCUAUCAAAUCCCCCCUCAUUCUUCUCUUCCAUAGACUAAACAAUCCCAGUUCACUCAGCCUCUCAUCAUAAGUCAUGUGUUCCUGUCCCCUAAUCAUUUUUGUUGCCCUACGCUGGAUGCUUUCCAAUUUUUCCACAUCCUUCUUGUAGUGUGGGGUCCAAAACUGGACACAGUACUCCAGAUGAGGCCUCACCAAUAUCAAAUAGAGGGGAACGAUCACGUCCCCCAAUCUGCUGGCAAUGCCCCUACUUAUAUAGCCCAAAAUGCUUACGAAAGGCUGUCAGUCAGGACCCUGUCCUUUCCUCCCCAGCAGGAGCUGUCAGUCAGGGUUGCAUUCCCCAGCCGCCCUCCCCUGCCCACUCUCAUGACCCCCACCUCACCAGGGCCAACCUGUACUAUGCGGAUACUUUUUGCCCUGCCCGGUGCCAUCUCUAGUGGGUGUGAAGGUGCUCAGUACUGCCAAAGGCCCUGUCACAGUCCUGGCUGGGGUAGGGUAAUCCUUUGUGUGGACUUGCUGGUGCUCAGUAAGUGUGCAGUGUUGUUGGAAGCGCUGGGCACACUGGUGGGGCCAGUCCCAGGGGCAGGCCCUGUGGGGGGCCAUGUUGUCCUUCAGUUCCCCUUUUGCCACGGACCCUGUGGCACCUGCACCCCUGGCCUACCCCAGUGGGGAACUCUCCAGCCACUGCUGGCAUCCAAAGCUGUUUGUCCUGGUGGAAGUCUACAAUAAGCUCUCUCUGCAAUUCCGUGAGAAUGACCCAUGUAGGCCCAUGGAUGUUACCUCCUUGUUCUCAUUCAGGAGACCUUGAUACCUGCUGGGAUAAAGAGGGGAGCUGUUCAAAGGGUCCACUGUAGCUCAGCCAUAGGUCAGAGGGCCAGAUGCAGGAAUUGCUGGGUGCGAUUCUUUGACCAGUUUACGCAAGAGGUCAGACUGAAUGGUGAGAAUGGGCCCUUGUGGCCUUCACAUCUAUGGGACAUGAGCUCUUUGCGGCAGACACUGUAUCUCACUGCAUAUCUAUGCAGCCACAGGCGCUGACUCUGUGUGGGUUCUCUGGGGCUGAGCACCCAUGGGGAAAAAUUAGUGGGUGCUCUACACCCACCAGCAGCCAAGCUCCCUGCCCCCCCCACCUCACCUCCUUCUCCACCUCCUCCGAGCAUGCUGUAUCUCCGCUCCUCCCUCCCUCCCAGCGCUUGGAGCUGCCAAACAGCUGUAGCAAGCUCUGAGAUGGGGUGGGGAGGAGCGGGAACGUGGCAUGUU
Molecule: messenger RNA, 8430 nt
Organism: Caretta caretta (loggerhead turtle)
Lineage: Eukaryota; Metazoa; Chordata; Testudines; Cheloniidae
Biological process (GO): regulation of DNA-templated transcription
Cellular component (GO): nucleus
Source: RefSeq, a predicted model, not a curated record